Molecule: messenger RNA, 802 nt
Organism: Rhododendron vialii
Lineage: Eukaryota; Viridiplantae; Streptophyta; Magnoliopsida; Ericales; Ericaceae
Product: glutaredoxin-C9-like
Exons: 1
Coding region: 114-605 (163 amino acids)
Source: RefSeq, a predicted model, not a curated record
CCCGCUCUCUCUACACGCAUCUGCCCCCGUAUAUAAAUACAGAGCUCCAUUCCAAAUCCACCACACCACAACCCCCUAUACUCUCUCUCUCUCUCUCUAAAUCUCUCUCUAAAAUGCAAGAAGCACUCCCUUACAAGACCUGGCAACCAAUCCCCCACCAAACUUUCCUGACCCGAUCACCCAAACCCAACCCAAUUCCAGUCGACGCAAAAUCCGUUACGAAACCGUUAAAUCUCAACGGAUCAGUUGGAUCAGCUACGAACAAAUCCCCGACCGCCGACGUCCGGAACAUGGUGUCGGAAAACGCUGUGAUAGUGUUCGGGAAACGCGGGUGCUGCAUGAGCCACGUGGUCAAGCGCCUGCUCCAGGGCCUGGGCGUGAAUCCCGUGGUGUUCGAAAUCGAGGAAAGCGACGAGAACGGUGUCGUUGAUGAAUUGGAGGCGGCGAUCGGCGGCGGCGGCGGCGAAGAGGGCGGGCGGCGGUUGCAGUUUCCGGCGGUGUUUAUCGGAGGGGAGUUGUUCGGAGGGUUGGAUCGGAUUAUGGCGACCCAUAUUACCGGAGAGUUGAUCCCGGUGUUGAAAAAAGCUGGCGCGUUAUGGCUUUGAUUAUUGAUUAUAAAGUUUUUUUUUUUUCAGAUUAUAAAGCUUUUUUUUGUUAGUAGUGAUUUGUUUAUCAUUUUUUUUUUUGCUGUUUUCCUGACCUUUCUUUCUCAAGCUGGGAAUGAUUUUUGACUUUUAUAUUUUGAUGUUAAAAGAGAUGUGACGUGGAUUUGUAUAUAAAAAAAAGUUUCAUUUUUGUUCAA